ACCCCCACCCUGGGGGUACCUCGAACAUAACAGGAAAUUUCAAAUAACAGGAAACCAAGACCGGGCAAGGCAGCAGCUCCACCCUGCCCCGGGGCCAGCCACCCUGGGCCUCAGUCUGCCCUGGGGGACCGCAAUGAAUGCUACAGGGUCCCCAGUGAAGGCCCCUGACGCCUGCCGGCAGCUGGCGGCCAGCGGGCACAGCCAGCUCAUAAUCCUGCACUACAACCACUCCGGCCGGCUGGUGGGGCGGGCCGCGCCGGAGGACGGGGGCCUGGGGAUCCUGCAGGGGCUCUUCGUGGCCAUGAGCUGCCUGGUGGUGCUGGAGAACUUCCUGGUGCUGAUGGCCAUCGUGACCCGCAUGCGGUCCCGGCGUUGGGUCUACUACUGCCUGGUCAACAUCACCCUGAGCGACCUGCUCACCGGCUUGGCCUACCUGGUCAACGUCCUGCUGUCCGGGGCCCGCACCUUCCAGCUGGCGCCGGCCCACUGGUUCCUGCGGGAGGGCAUGCUCUUCAUGGCCCUGGCCGCAUCCACCUUCAGCCUGCUGUUCACCGCUGGCGAGCGCUUCGCCACCAUGGUGCGGCCGGUGGCCGAGAGCGGGGACACCAAGAGGGGCCGCGUCCUGGGCUUCAUCGGGCUGUGCUGGCUGCUGGCCGCCCUGCUGGGCCUGCUGCCCCUGCUGGGCUGGAACUGCGUGUGCUCCUUCCAGAGCUGCUCCAGCCUGCUCCCGCUCUACUCCAAGGCCUACAUCCUCUUCUGCGUGGUCAUCUUCGCCUGUAUCCUGGCCACCAUCAUGGUGCUCUAUGGGGCCAUCUUCCGGGUGGUGCGGGCCAAUGGGCAGAAGGCCUCGCGCCCCCCAUUCCGCCGCAAGGCCCGCCGGCUGCUCAACACGGUGCUCAUGAUCCUGGUGGCGUUCGUGGUCUGCUGGGGCCCACUCUUCGGCCUGCUGCUGGCCGACAUCUUUGGCUCCAACCUCUGGGCACAGGAGUACCUGCGGGGCAUGGACUGGAUCCUGGCGCUGGCUGUGCUGAACUCGGCGGUCAACCCGCUCAUCUACUCCUUCCGCAGCCGGGAGGUGUGCCGGGCCGUGCUGGGCUUCCUCUGCUGCGGGUGUCUCCGGCUGGGCCUGCGCGGGCCUGGGGACUGCCUGGCCCGGGCCGUUGAGGUCCAUUCCGGAGCCUCCACCACGGACAGCUCGCUGAGGCCCAGGGACAGCUUUCGGGGCUCCCGGCCGCUCAGCUUUCGGAUGCGGGAGCCCCUGACUAGCAUCUCCAGCGUGAGGAGCAUCUGAGCCACAGCUGGGGAAGAUGGUCCAGCCGCCAGGUGCAUGCCCACGCAGGCCCCGCUCCUGCCCUGGACGAGGCCCAGGAGGGGUGGGCCGGGGGCCUGGGAACAUGCAGGGAGGCACCAGGCAGGUGGAGGGAGAGGACAGAACAGGGCAGCCACCCAGGGGUCCCAAGGCCCCGUGGUCCUCCUCACAGUCCCCACGUCUGCUGAUGCCAAAGAGGCAAGCACUCAUUGGAACAGAGGGCACCCUGGAAUGGGGACAAACGGGGCGACCCUGCAUGCCCCAGUUCCUGUGUGAUUCUGGGGAAAUCCGGGCUCCGUUCUGGGCCUCAGUGGGGCUCCCAGGCAACAAGGGGCAGACUGUGGAAAUGAUGCCCUGACAACAUGGAAGUUCAAUGAUGGUAUGAGAUGUCUCCGCCUCCCUCUUAUUCACGUUUUUGCAGAGGGGGGAUGGCAUGAGGGCUGUGGGGCGGCCAGGAGCCUGCAAGGAGGCAUGUCAGUGGCCAGGGAAGGCCUUGGGUC
This is a messenger RNA of Eptesicus fuscus (big brown bat), 1809 nucleotides long. It is a transcript of the gene S1PR4, whose product is annotated as sphingosine-1-phosphate receptor 4. The coding region runs from base 134 to 1291 and encodes 385 amino acids. NCBI's taxonomy places the organism in Eukaryota, Metazoa, Chordata, Mammalia, Chiroptera, Vespertilionidae. The record is from RefSeq and is a predicted model, not a curated record. Gene Ontology annotation, molecular function: sphingosine-1-phosphate receptor activity. The transcript has a single exon. Gene Ontology annotation, biological process: G protein-coupled receptor signaling pathway. Gene Ontology annotation, cellular component: membrane.